AUCAUCAAUUCCCUAUUGACCUAACAAAUGUUGCCAAAGAUCAUACCAAUUUGGAAAAUGAUCAAUUACAAUCCCUGUACAGACGUUUGUGUAUAUUAAAUCGUUGUGCCAAUAUGCGUGUAGAUCAAUCUCAUAAAACUCAAACGCCCCAGAAAGAGGAUUCAGAUGAUGAAAAUUUUGCUUUAAGCGAAAACUGGACAUUCCAACCACAUAUACGACGCUGGUCGCGUAUUGGUGAAAUGGGUCUUGAAAUACCACCUGCCGCCAAAUUACAAGCGCCGAAAAAAACCGAAUCAUCUUCCAAAGAAUCUAGUCCCGAUCGUUUUGAGGACGAUUCAUAUGAUGUAUCGGGAGCUGGUCUCACUUUAGCCCUACCCGGCACCUAUACUGAUGAUUCUACAGAUCCUGCUUUAAAUGAUAGCACAGAUCUUAAUUCGAGUCCUUUGAGAAGGACGGGUAGCGAGAGAUUAAAAGAUGGUGCUAAAGCCAUUUUACGUAGAGUAGAAUCCAUUAAAUCGAGAAGACGAAAAAGGCAAGGUUUAGUAUUGAGUGGUCAAGCCUUAGAUCUCUCACAACUGGGACAGAGGGCAAGUAUGCGUAAACCAGACGCUGUAUAUUCUACACCACCCUCACCGUCAGCGGUUAGUCCCAUGCAUGGUUUCAAUAAGGCUCCUAUAUUUGGUAAUGAACUAAAGGUACCAUCUCAGAGUGACAAUUUCUUAAGUCCUAAUCGAAACAGUCCCAAGAGAACACCCACCACUCCCAGAUCCAUGAGAGCAAGUCCGCUGCAUUUCUUUACCAACACUAUGCCCUAUUUGAAGGAAGGCAAAUCGGAUGAUUCCUCUUCGUACUAUAGCGAUAGUCAAGAAUCUUCCUCCACCACUAAUAAAUUGGCUUUACGUAAAACACCUUGUAAGACGCGCAGAUUUUUACAGCGCACGGGAAAGGUAGACGAUAUAGGAGCCCACUCCGACUCCGAGUGUCAUCAGGGUAGAAAAUUACUUAUAAAAGAUGCCAACUCUAAUACAACCGAAGUUAAAGUUAAGAAAUUAUCACGAGGAGGUUCAUUGAAUUUGGGCAGAGAUGGUAAAAAACGGGAUGGUUUUCGUUCGGCCAGUUUUAGAUCUAGAUCAACAACAAGAAAGGAACCAAAACCAGAAGAACCCAGUGAAAGUGUUAAGAGAACCCCCGUUGUUAGAUGGCACAGUUUUCAAUUGGAAGAACGACCCCACAUGAUAUUCCGUAAGUGUUUUCAACAAAAGAAUGAUCCACAUUCCAAUGAGCAUGGCAUACUGUUCGCUGCCAUGUCAGCGGGUCAAUUACAAAUGAUACGCAAACUGGCCCUGGUUACUCUAACCGGCUAUAUGGAACGCUAUUGCCCCACACACCGUUCUGGCUGGAAUUGGGAAUUGCCGAAAUUUAUCAAGAAAAUCAAAAUGCCCGACUAUAAGGAUAAGAAAGUAUUUGGUGUACCUUUACUUCUAAUCUUACAACGUUCGGGUCAAACAUUACCCAUUGCGGUGAGGGCGGCCUUCCGCUGGUUACAGUUAAAUGCUUUAGAUCAAAUUGGUCUCUUCCGUAAGAGUGGUGUUAAAUCGAGAAUUUUAAAAUUGAAAGAACUAAUUGAAUACUCAGAAUCUACGGCAGAAUGCAUGGAUGUGUUUGAUACACAACAGGCAUAUGAUGUGGCCGAUAUGUUGAAACAGUAUUUCAGAGAUUUGCCCGAAUCGUUGUUGACCACCAAAAUGUCGGAGACAUUUGCGGCCAUAUUUCAACAUUUACCUCCCGAAGUCCGUUUGGAUGCUGUACAAUCUGCCGUCCUUUUGUUGCCCGAUGAGAAUCGUGAAAUUCUAUAUGCCUUAUUAGAAUUUUUAACAUUAGUCGCUGCCAAUUCCCAAUACAAUCAAAUGACUGCCAAUAACUUGGCAGUAUGUUUGGCUCCCUCCCUAUUCCAUAGCAGUAUAUCAACGGGUAGUAACUCAGUUACUGCCUCUCCACGACGCAAAGGCAAAGGUUCAGGGGUACCCGAUGCCAAGGAGCUAUUUGAAGCCAAGGCUUCUCAUGAGUGCCUGUCCUUUAUGAUAGAACACUACAAGCAAAUCUAUACAGCCCCCAAAGAAAAGCUAGGCAAGUGUAAAUUUGGUUACAUGGAAGAAUCGAAACCUUUGCCAUUGGAGGCCUUAGGAGAAGGCAUGCAAUUUCAUAACUGGCGAGGUUAUUUAUAUGAAAGUACCAGUGCCACCAUUAAAGAGGGAAGAGAAAAAUCGCGUGGAUGGAUUACUAUAACCUCCUUGGCUGAUCCCAAUGUUGAAAUUGCCUAUAAAAAAGUAGGUGAUGGUCAUCCCUUACGUUUGUGGCGUUGUAUAACGGAAAUCGAGGGUCCUCCCAAAGAUGUUUUAGAUUAUAUUAUACGUCAACGUGCCUCCUGGGAUCCUAAUCUGUUACAAAGUCAAACCAUUAAGAAAUUUGAUGAUUGUACGGAAAUUUUCCAAUAUGCCAUCGAUGGUCAACAGUGUACAGAUUUUGUAAUUUAUAUUUUGGUAUUUCAUUUUUCUAGAUCCUGGCGCACUGAUUUACCUAGAGGUGCUUGUGUUAUUGUUGAAACCUCUAUAGAUCAUGCCAAGGCAAAGCCAAUGUUUAAUGCUGUACGAGGUGUGGUAUUGGCCUCUCGUUAUCUCAUUGAACCCUGUGGUAGUGGUAGAUCAAGGGUUAUGCAUUUAGCAAGAGUUGAUGUCAAGGGUAAAACUCCAGAAUGGUAUAAUAAAAGUUAUGGUCAUAUAUCAUCACAUUUCUUAACCAGAAUACGAUUGGCUUUUAAAAAUGUUGCCGAAGGACCAGAAAGUAAAGUCUAAUAGAUUGAACAAAUUGGUAUAGUAGGAGUAAAAACAACAAACAAAUAUCCUUAAUAAUAAACUACAAAAACAAACAUCACAAAACCUAGAACAACAUGAGUUUUUAGACAUGUUGUGGAAAACCAACAAAGUAAACCAAAAGUACUGAUUUUAAUUUAAUAUUUUGGAUUUUACAAACAAAGAUAUUUAUUUUUUGUAUUUUUUAUGAAAAAGUCUCAAACAAACAUAUUUUUAUUUGUUAAAAAAAAUAUAUAUGUACAGACCAUAUACAAAUGUUUAAUGUUAAAAGAAAAACUAAAAGUGUUAUUAUAGAAAACCCUUAAAUGUUAUACAAUAACUGUUAUAUAUAUCUUAAUGUAUGAAUGGACCAGGAAUUUAAAAUUUUAUUUAUAUAAGACAAACAAAUUACAGAACCAUCUAAAGCAUUUUUUUUAAUCACUGAUAAUUUUUUAGAAAACAAAAAACAACCAACCAACAAAAUGAAUUUUAUUUUGUAAAUAUUUUAACUUUUUUU
Molecule: messenger RNA, 3366 nt
Organism: Lucilia sericata (common green bottle fly)
Lineage: Eukaryota; Metazoa; Arthropoda; Insecta; Diptera; Calliphoridae
Product: stAR-related lipid transfer protein 13-like
Biological process (GO): regulation of Rho protein signal transduction; actin cytoskeleton organization; signal transduction
Molecular function (GO): lipid binding; GTPase activator activity
Source: RefSeq, a predicted model, not a curated record